Messenger RNA from Neltuma alba, 381 nucleotides. Its product is annotated as P34 probable thiol protease-like. The transcript is spliced from 3 exons. Gene Ontology annotation, molecular function: cysteine-type peptidase activity. The record is from RefSeq and is a predicted model, not a curated record. Gene Ontology annotation, biological process: proteolysis. Lineage: Eukaryota; Viridiplantae; Streptophyta; Magnoliopsida; Fabales; Fabaceae. The coding region runs from base 1 to 381 and encodes 126 amino acids.
AUGGAUUGGAGACAGCGUAGAGUUGUCACUGGAGUUAAAACCAACAAAGAUGUGGUCAGCCUCUCUUGUUCAGGUAGUUGCUGGGCAUUUGCAGCUGCUGCAGCCAUUGAAUCAGAACAUGCAAUAGCCACAAGGGAACUUAUUACCUUUUCUGAACAACAACUCAUAGAUUGUGAUUCCAUGAGCCAAGGUUGUUCAGGAGGAUGGCCGUCUAAUGCCUUUGAUUGGGUUAUAAAAAAUGGUGGGAUUAGCAGAGAAGAUGAUGGAAUUCAUGAAGGUGAGGAUUGUCCCAGGGAAUCAAACAAUUUGACUCAUGCUGUUUUGAUUGUUGGGUAUGAUUCAAAUGAUGGAAAAGAUUAUUGGAUUGCGAAAAACUCCUGA